Molecule: messenger RNA, 1200 nt
Organism: Caenorhabditis remanei
Lineage: Eukaryota; Metazoa; Nematoda; Chromadorea; Rhabditida; Rhabditidae
Exons: 6
Coding region: 1-1200 (399 amino acids)
Source: RefSeq, a predicted model, not a curated record
AUGCAACAAAGUUCGGAACAACGCUCUUUUGAUGUCAUUGAUGCUAAUGAGGAGGAAGAUAUCAAUCGCGUAUCUAUGUACUCUCCUGAUCCAUCUCCAAUCAAUUCACCGAACAUUUCAAGUAUGCCUUCAUCACAUUUCGUUCCAGUUACUUUUCUCAACUCCAUCAACACUAAUAGAAAUAUGGUAAUCACUUCGGUGAAACGUGAAUUGAUGUCUUGCUUUAUGCCAGGAGAUCAAAUAUCGAGUUUCAAUGGAAUUCCAAUCUGGAAUCGUUUUCAACUUGACAAGGAACUUUUGAAUGUUCAGAAGCUAGAUUUUCAGAAAACUAAAGUAACUUUUGUCGUGAUCCGUGCAUGGAAUAUUUCAUGUCUAACGAGAAGCCAACUUGAUCGUCUUUCUCCUCCACCGGAUGAUCGUCUCCACUACUUUUCUGUUAAAGUUUACUGUAACAACAGAGCUGCUGGAUUGUAUUUGAGGUCUGAGAAGAAACGACUUCUAGUCAAUCAUAUUCGAUCGAAAACUGCCAUCAGUUUUGGACUACUGGUUGGAGAUCAACUUUUGGGGAUAAACGAUGAGAUGUUGGUCGGAAAUCAGACUAAAGCUCUCUACAAACAAGCGAAGAACUUGAUGCUCAAAUCUAGAAAAAUGGAAUUCAUUGAAAUGAUCGCAUGCCGUCCUGUUUUAGUUCGUAGUUCUCCGGCUCCAAGUGUAGAUGGGGAGUUAGCAAUGAAAGCAACUUUGAAAAAUGCUGCAGAUCUAGUAAAUAAAAUAGAAAAGAAAACUAAUGAAGAUCUCGCUUCCUUGCCAUUGGAAGCUGAUGCUCUUGAAAUCGCUCUUCGUGAACUAACACUUUUGCAACAAUGGAUUAAAAUCGACAAGCCAUUGCCUAAUUGCGAAAAAGGAGGCUCACUACUUCGUUUUCCAUCCUUUUCAGCUGAUCAAUCAACUUGUCCAACUGAGAGAUCAGAACGUGGCACGAGCAGUACAACCGCGUCAUCUACGAUGGCACCACCAACUCCUGAUGUUCCGAAGAAACGUGGGAUGAUCUUCAGAAGACGUCAGCAACAAACUAUUGGUUUUACGGAACUGGCGGAGACUUCUAAAGUGACGUCGGAUAUUUCAGAAGAGGCAGAAUUGAAGAAAUGUGAUCCACGAUCAGGAAUUGUGUCUUACAUCAAGAAUGCUUUUAACAAUUAG